This is a messenger RNA of Arachis duranensis, 935 nucleotides long. RefSeq lists its product as uncharacterized. Lineage: Eukaryota; Viridiplantae; Streptophyta; Magnoliopsida; Fabales; Fabaceae. The transcript has 2 exons. The record is from RefSeq and is a predicted model, not a curated record. The coding region runs from base 279 to 788 and encodes 169 amino acids.
UUUCUUUUUCUUUCUUUCUUUCUUUUAUAAUCUUGCUUUCUAUAUGACCAACUAAUUUAAUUAGCAACGACCAACAACCCCAACACUCCCUCGCGAUUCCCGAGGACGACCUCGGCGUUAAGCGCGUGAGGGACCUCAAGAAGCGGAAGCGCGAGGAGCCUGUUGCUUCGGGGACUCUCAGGAUCUGGAAUCUCGAGUUCAUUGAAGAAGAAGAUGAGGAAGGCGAGGGUGUGGUUGAGAAGAGGGUUUGGGAGUGGAGGAAGAGGUUGGUGGAGAAGAUGAACGGGAUUGAGCUGAAUCUUGAAGGGGUUAAGUUCAAGCUUGAUGUUGCUGUUCCCGAUUCGGAUGAUUUUGAGGCAAUGAAGAAAGAUUGGGAACAGUUUUUUGCGUUUGAUACUCGAGGGUACUAUAGAGGGAAGCGUGAACCAGAUACGAUUAUUUUGAGGGGUGUGCCCUCACGAUGGUUUGCUGAGCCUAGAGUUUCUUCUAAGCCUUCCAUGCUCGUCACACAUACCAUCUUCUCAACAUUUGGCAAGAUAAGGUACUUGCAGGAAUUGAUUGUUUUUAUCUUGCAUUUGAUUUUCAAUGAUUUUAUUUUUCAUGGAACAAAUAUUUUUAAUCACGAUUUGGUUGGAGGUGAAGACUAUAUUUUUUCCUUCGAUGAUUUUGUUUCUUUGACCUUUUUAAGCAGUACAAUGAACCUUCUUAAUUUGCUGUACUUAUUGUUAAAUGUUGUUAUCUCCCACCCUAUACUGGUACUUAAUUGCAGCAGAUCGUUACAAAAGUGAAGCUCCUAGACGCCAUACCCCUUAUGCUCGCCACAGCCAGAGAAUGUGUGACCAAGGAUUUAAAUUCAAAAUGCUUCAUCAAUAACAUAUAUUAAAGCACCCAAAUUUAACUAUAUGUAUAUUAAAGAUUAUCCAACAUGAUUAAUU